This is a messenger RNA of Podarcis lilfordi (Lilford's wall lizard), 1062 nucleotides long. NCBI's taxonomy places the organism in Eukaryota, Metazoa, Chordata, Lepidosauria, Squamata, Lacertidae. The record is from the annotation of a GenBank genome assembly.
AUGUGGAAAGUGCCUACCUACAUACUGAAAUUAAUCAAGUUGACUUCAAACUACAAACUCUGGGCUGUGUGCAUCAUCAUCUUAAAGUUCAUGUCCUUCAUCUGUAUCAUGUUCUACUGGAGAAUCACCCAGGAUGCCCAAGACAAGAGACUACACUACAGUUUGCCUACAGAGGUUAAGUGUCCUCCUCUUCCCACUCCUUCAUCCAGAUGGCCUCCUUCAUCACACAAAGACAUAUAUUUUGUAGAAACAUCGGAACGAACUAAUCCAAACUUCCUGUUUAUGUGUUCUGUUGAAUCAGCAGCCAGGGUUCACCCUGAGUCCAGAAUCAUUGUCCUUAUGAAGGGUUUAGCAAGCUACAAUAAGACUUUGCCCAAACACGUGGCCUUCUCCUUGCUUAGCUGUUUCCCCAACAUUGAAUUCAAACAUUUGGACUUGAUUAACCUUUUCUCUAACACCCCCCUCGCUGGCUGGUACUCAGUGGCUCAGCAGAGGUGGGAGCCUUAUUUCUUGCCCAUCCUUUCUGAUGCAUGCCGAAUCACCAUCAUGUGGAAACUUGGUGGCAUCUAUUUAGACACAGACUUCAUAGUCCUCAAGAACUUAAAUAACCUCACCAAUGUGCUUGGAACGCAGUCCAAAUAUAUACUUAAUGGUGCCUUUCUCUCGUUUGAGCCCAAACACAAGUUUAUUGAGCUUUGCAUGCAGGACUUUGUGGUGGACUACAACCGCUGGGUCUGGGGGCACCAGGGCCCACAGCUCCUGACACGCAUUUUUAAGAGGUGGUGCUCUAUCCAUAGCCUCCGAAGCAGCAAAAGCUGUAAGGGCGUUACUGCUGUCCCACGAGAUGCCUUUUAUCCCAUUCGCUGGCAGGAUUGGAGGAAGUAUUUUGAAGCAAUCAAUGCUUCCGAACUUCCCAUACUGUUUAGAAACACCUAUGCAGUGCAUGUCUGGAAUAAGAAAAGUCAAGGGACACAACUUGCGAUCACCUCUAAAACCUUGCUAGCUCAGCUGCAAUCCCAUUAUUGUCCUUCCACAUACAGGCUCAUGAAGAUCUCAUUCUGA